UCUAUUCUAUUAUACAAAAGGUCUCUAAAGGUUUGGAUAGACAGACAGAUAUAUCCCUCCUCUCCUGUCUGUCUCUCUAUCUGUCUGUCUGCAGUGGGUUCGAGGGGGCGGAUUAUAGCUUUGAUUUUCCUGCACUAUGUCCUGCCAAUAAUGUGGAGAGAUGUGCACAUUUAAACAGAAGACAGUCGUGUGGGACAGAUAACAGCUCCUCUACAUUACCAGAUAACUUCAUCUAAAGUUUCCAAAUACACUGACAGUUAUGAUGGCUAUUUCCACCCAGAUCCUGUGUUCGAUUCUUUUAUUUUCGAUUCUUCUCUCGACUCCUACUGAAUCCAAACGGAACCGCGGCGCGAUUCCUCAUCCAGACAAGAACAACCCCAAUGAAUCGGACCAGCACCCUCAUCAGAGCGGUUCGGGAUCUCGAGGCAGAGGCAGAGGCUCGUCCGGUUCCGCGGAAGAGGUUUUGGAGUCCAGCCAAGAGGCGUUACACGUCACCGAGCGCCGGUACCUGAAACGGGACUGGUGUAAAACUCAACCGCUCAAACAGACCAUCCAUGAGGAGGGCUGCAUCAGCCGAACCAUCAUCAACCGCUUCUGUUACGGCCAGUGUAACUCGUUUUACAUCCCCAGACACAUCCGGAGGGAGGAGGGCGCAUUUCAGUCCUGUUCAUUCUGUAAACCCAAACGAUUCACCACUAUGACUUUCACCCUAAACUGCCCCGACCAGCAACCACCGACCCGAAAGAAACGCGUCCAGCGGGUCAAACAGUGCCGCUGCAUCUCCAUUGAGCUGGACUGACACAAGUUCAGUUUAUUUCGGUCUGGACGGAGUUUAUUCUGACGGAUCCACGCAAACAGUCGUGCUUGAAAGCGUCAUUUCAGUAAGAGCUCAUGAGUAUUAAACUAAUUUUAUUUGCUGAAACUAGUUAAAGAGUUUCAAAGAGUCGUGCGUAAAAAGAUUACCAAAAUCUGUCACCAUUACUUCGCAUAUACAACAUCAGUCAAAAGUUCAGACACUCAUUAUUUAUUACUGCUGUUUUCAACAUCAUCUUAGAAUGUUUGCUGGACACUUGUUGACUGCUUUUCCUUCACUUCACUACAUUAAUUAAAUUGUGAAUUUUGUAAAGAAAUCCAAACGUUUAUAUUUGACCACAAAACUAAUUUCAAGCAUUUUUGAGAUCAUGAGAAAAAUAAAUUCAGUCAAAUGUAUCCAAGGUUGCUAGUGUUUAUGGGUAGCUGUCUAAAAUUGUAAACAUGUAAUUUUAUGGGCUCAUAUUAAUUGAGAGACUACAUGUAAAAUACUUAAAAAAUUAUUGGUCAUACUGCAGGAUGGGGGGUGGUCAAAAAGUCUAAGACCACUUAUGAAAAUGCUUCAAUUUUGCAUUUAGCGAAUUGAAUAUUUUUUUCUUUUAGAAUUGUAUUAUCAAUGGAAUAUUUUGAGUGAACGUUGCAUUGAAAAAUCAAUAAAAAUUUCACUUAACAUUUUUUUUUAUUUAAUGACAGCACGCACUGGAGCAAAACCUAAUGAUCAUGUUAUCCUGCAUGAUCCAAUGAGCAUCUCGUGUGCUUCAAUGGAAGCAAGGAAAUCUGUACAAAAUCAAUGUUACAAAUUUGAUAAGUGACCUAGAAAUAUUUCAUAAUCUUGAAUUUGUAUUAAUUUGUCAUAACGUUGCUUUGUUUUCAAUUUUUCAAAAUCCUAAAGCUGUGAUGUCAGACUUCUGGACCCUACUGUUUAUGUCAAAUUAAUAAUGGGGAAAAAAGUUCAAUAUAUUUCAGCUACCCUAGACUUUAUAGUUGUAUGUAAUAUAGGUUGUAAUGGUGACAGGUGUGGUUUACAGAAGAGCAUUGUAUCACAGUGAAUGUUUUUUUUUUUUUUUUUAUCUCCAAAUUUAAAAUUAAGAAAGUUUGAAGACUAAAAGUUUCCACUAUGUGGAAUUGGACUCUUAACUAAUGUAUUUAAUAUGACAGAAUGCAACUGUUUUCAGAACUGAUUUCAUAUGUUUAUGCUGGAUUGCUGUGAAGUUUGUGGCUUCCUUGUAGAUAAACACAACUACAUAAUUGCAUCUAUUUAUAAUAUCAGUCUGCGUUAUCCAGAUACCAAAUUGUACGUUUUUUUUAGGCCUACAGCUCGGCUGUAAAGACAGAAUUAUUACGCAUUUUGUUAAAGUUGUGUACAGAUGUGUAUUAUGUUGUAGAUACUGCAGGUUUAUUAUGUUUAUCUGGCUCAUGAGUGUAUAAAGAUGUUGAAGGAUUGUGGCUGCAUGUGUUGUGAAUGCAAGCCUGUGGAAAAAUCAUAUUAAUAAAAAAGAUAAGAUGUAUUGA
Messenger RNA from Myxocyprinus asiaticus (Chinese sucker), 2322 nucleotides. Its product is annotated as gremlin-1-like. The record is from RefSeq and is a predicted model, not a curated record. The coding region runs from base 260 to 799 and encodes 179 amino acids. The transcript is spliced from 2 exons. Gene Ontology annotation, molecular function: BMP binding; receptor ligand activity. Gene Ontology annotation, biological process: animal organ morphogenesis. Lineage: Eukaryota; Metazoa; Chordata; Actinopteri; Cypriniformes; Catostomidae.